Molecule: messenger RNA, 760 nt
Organism: Camellia sinensis
Lineage: Eukaryota; Viridiplantae; Streptophyta; Magnoliopsida; Ericales; Theaceae
Source: RefSeq, a predicted model, not a curated record
UGUCUUUCAUAGCGUUCUAUUAAUAACAAGCCUACAAUGACAUUCUUGGCCAAUUCACUUCCCAGCCACUAUCUUUCUUUCCCAGCCCUUUCACUCUGCCUCAUCAUCCUUGCAUUGCCCACUUUUUUUGAUUAUGCUGCUUUUGCUUCUUCCUUAACUGGAAAACAAGCAAGUGAAGCAACGGCUCUCUUCACGUGGAAAGCUAGUCUUCACAACCAAACUCAAACUUUCCUGUCCUCCUGGGUUGGAACCAACCAUUGCACUUGGCUUGGAAUUCGUUGCAACAAGGCCGGCAGAGUUGCCCAUAUAGACCUUCCCAGUUAUGGUUUGAAAGGUACUCUUUCUAAUCUUAAUUUCUCAUCCUUUCCUCAUCUCCUCACCCUUCAACUUUUUAACAAUUCACUUUAUGGGACCAUCCCUCCUCAUAUUGGUAGCCUUUGGAGACUCACCUACCUUAGCUUGCCUCUCAACAAUCUCUCCGGAACAAUUCCGACCGAAAUAGGCCAACUAACUAAUCUAAGGAUCUUGUACAUGUAUGGAAACCAAAUCGGUGGCUCCAUUCCUCAACAAAUAGGAUUGCUCAGCUCUCUCAAUGAGCUCAGCUUGUCUACUAACAAUCUCAAGGGCUUAAUCCCUUCUUCAAUUGGAAACUUGGGCAACUUAACCGUUUUGUACCUUUUUAACAACCAACUUUCUGGAUCAAUCCCUCAAGAAAUGGGAUGCUAAGGUCUCUCGUUGAUCUUGCACUCUCAAGGAACAA